AUGGGUCCGAACAUGGAAAUAGAGAAGUCGAAAGGAGUUAUGCAGGAAAUUUUGUACGAGGUUAUCGAGAAAAGGUUUGUUCUGCUGUUUGUAAGCAUGUUUGUGUUAAACCAAGAUAAAAUUAUCAUAAAUGAUGGAGGGGGUAAAAGCUAAUUUUUAUUAUGAAAAACUCUCAACAACCUGAAAACUUUCAGCGAAUCCUACAAGUUCAUCCGAAUGGCUGACGAUCUGCACGAUGUGGCCUCGUACCUCAACGACAUGCGCAUUUGUUUUAUCGCGCUGACUGUAACAGGUGAGUUCUAUAAUUUCCUCAAAACCUUCUCAGAUUCCUCUGCCUUUUUCUCAUCAAAAGCCACCCUUUCCGGUGGAUAAUGUAGUUUCCUAUAAAUAAGUUGUCUGGUUUCUGUUUUCUCUCCUCAUUUUCCCGCCGUCUUUCUUUCUUCCUUACGCUUCUGUUUCAUAACACGGAGCGGGAGAAGCAUAUGAAAUCAGAUACGUGAACAUGGGCGUUGUUGUCGUAUGGCGUCGUCUCCGCGGAUCCGCCUUGUUUUAAAGUCGUCAAUCAAUUGUGCACAUUUGAAGCUCAUAUGGGGUUCAGCGCCAUUAAGUGAUUUAUUGAUGAGAAAUGAACACGGCAAUUGGAAAUGCAAUUGUUGUUUCAGGAUACAUUGUGCUCGUCAUCUACUUGUUCGUGUUUUGCUUCCGACGAAGCCGACGAAACCAACCACGCCGACGUUAUGGGGAUUACCAGGUCGGGGUUUUAGAGGAAUUCCGUUUUGAACUUUUAGUUAUUACAGCUGGAGAGCCAACGCGAGUUCAACAAUACGCAAACAACCAACGACGACAUGCUGACAACGGUGCGAAGCGAUGCGAACAGCAGUUACAUGGGCAGGAACCACAGGUACGCAUUAGUGGUCUCAUGGAAAUAUUAACAUGGAUGAUAGAGAAACGACCUGAGUUCAUCUUCUAACGAUCACGUGUGAAGUGACUUUAAACGUGUGACUAAUGCCCAUCACUCACUCCUUUUCCUCUUUUAACAACGAAAAAUUGGAUUGACAUCACAUUAAAACCAAUACUCUUAGUUCUAUCUAAUGAUAAUCACACAAAGCGAAAAAACUUGAUAUAUUUAUUUUAGAGGACGGAUCCGACAGGAAAAGGUGGGAAAAACGAACGAAAUUUAAUUAUUAAUUAUCAUUAUUAUCUAUCCUAUAUUUAUGUUCAGUUUUUCUUUUUAUUUUGUGCAACUAGCUGGCUGAUAGUUCAGUAAACUAGAAAGCUUUUACAAAACUCACGCAGAUCUUUGAUAGUGUCACACUAAGCAAUUUCUCGGAAACCAAACCAAAACAACGCAUGAUCUUGAUUUCAUUUCGUGAAAAUGUUUUCAUUCUGUUGUCAGGCCAAAAUCUAGCAUGAGUUUCAUGAUCACAAUGGCUUUCACUUAACAAUUGCACAUCAGAGCGGAAUAGUUAGCACGACACUAUUUGAGGUUUCAUCUGCAUUGUGUGAAAUUUUGUUCGGAUUUUGCAGUUCAACCUUACCCACGUUUGUGAAUUUGGUUCAACUGAAACAAAAGACAAAAUUUCACAUUCACAUGAAAACGUUAUUCGCGGAUCGUGCCACGUGCAAAUGCUGUGUUUUUUCAGGUCGCAUCAGAAUACGGCUCCAACGUUCAUGCGCCACGGACACAUGAACCAUCAGCAGACGACACGACUCGUGGCGGACAACGACGGCUCGGCGGUCAGUAUCCUCGCGAGCAUGGCCUCUGUGUCUAAAUGUGAAUGGAUUUCAGGUGAAACACCAAAUACCACACAUUACAACGGAGGCGCCAAUUGAGGAGAAAGCGAAGGUGCCGCAGCUCGUCAAAGAUUCCAUCGACUCGUGA
Caenorhabditis sp. 36 PRJEB53466 is the source of this 1882-nucleotide messenger RNA. Lineage: Eukaryota; Metazoa; Nematoda; Chromadorea; Rhabditida; Rhabditidae. The record is from the annotation of a GenBank genome assembly.